Messenger RNA from Parasteatoda tepidariorum (common house spider), 6611 nucleotides. Its product is annotated as sushi, von Willebrand factor type A, EGF and pentraxin domain-containing protein 1-like. Lineage: Eukaryota; Metazoa; Arthropoda; Arachnida; Araneae; Theridiidae. The record is from RefSeq and is a predicted model, not a curated record.
UGUUCUAUCUUUGCAGAUUCGGUGUCCUAAUGGAAAAGUUUUGUCCCAAAAAGCAACAUGUCUAACUUUACCCAAACAUUUGACAUUUGUUUCUGACUGCAAGAUGACAGCUGGAUCUGUUUGUAAAGUUCAAUGCAGAAGUGGAAUAUUACAAGUAAAUAGCAAAGUAUAUUGUUCUGAUUCAUCAAAGUGGUUAAAUCUUCCGAGCUGUUCACCUCAAAAGCAUAACAAAACAAACUGCUUAUUGAAACAAUUACCUCCAAGAAUACAAUUUGUAGAUAAAUGCACUUUUAAAGAUGGAGAGAGGUGCCAAAUAAAAUGCAUCCAGCCAUUUGUUCUGGUUGGAUUGAAUUUUAUUACUUGUCAAAAUAGCCAAUGGUUGCACAUUCCUCGAUGCACUACACAAAGACACUCACCGUACGAAUUGGUAAAUAUAAUCUGCCAAUAUCCACCUCCAAUUCCAGGAAACUUAAAAAUAAUUGGUUUAUGUAAUCUUAAAGGAGGAAGUAGUUGUGACAUCGAAUGCCGUGAUUCAUCGGCUAAAUUAUCAGGUCCUAAUGCAACUACUUGUCUUCCACCUGGACUGUGGAGUAAGGUCAUGCCCUGUGAAGGAGGUAAAAGUUAUUGCUCGCAACCUAAAUUACCUGGGCAUUUAGAAUUCAUGAAAGAUUGCCACGGUUCAGAAAUAGGGCAAGAGUGCCAAAUACAUUGCAAACACCGCAAGCAAAUCAAAUUUACUCUUACAUGUCAGACUUCAGAAAGUUGGACUAAAUAUCCAAAAUGUACUUGCCCUCCUCCAUUCAUUAAAGAUCCCAUCAUACUCAAAGAAAACUGCAGUUUAAAAUAUCCUGGUGGAAAAUGCAGCUUAAAAUGCAUACCAGGAUAUCAUAUGCAGAAGUUAUCAACUAUAACUUGUCUGAAACAUUUAAAAUGGACUGCUUUUCCUGUCUGUGAGAAAAUGUUAUGUCCCAAGCCAAAAUUAGAUAAUUCUCUUGUCGAUAAUGAGGACUGCAACUCAAAAAGUUCAGGCGAAUACUGUCAGCUACAAUGUAAAGAAGGGGGCUCAUUUGUUUCAGAUGGUAAAAUAAAAUGUAUUGAUGGACUUUUUUGGUCAAACUUACCAAAUUGCACCUGUCCAGUUCCUAGUAUUACAAAAGAAUUAGAAUUUAAAAAUAAAUGUUACCAAGUAGCUCCAAGGGGCAAUUGUAUUUUAGCUUGCAAAGGUUUCGCUCACUUAGUUGGCCACGCUAAACUUACGUGUCAAAGUAAUUUGAAAUGGAGCCCUUUACCAAAAUGUAAAAGAAUUAUCUGUCGUAAACCAGCUAUUCCACAUACACUUUUAUUGAGUGAAGAUUGUACAUCAAAAACAAUAGGUGAACACUGUGAGUUAGAAUGUCGAUCUGGAGGGAUUAUACUUGACUCUAAUAAAAUUACUUGCUUAAAAACCUUACAAUGGUCUCAACCUCCAAUUUGUGCUUGUCCUCCUCCUGAUGUUCCUGAUUAUUUGUCAUUGAAAGAAAAUUGCUUUCAAACUUUGCCUGGGGAGCCUUGUUCCUUAACUUGUAAAAAUGAUUUCGUAUCACAAGGAAAUCCUUUCAUAUUAUGCCAAAAUGACACAAGAUGGAGUCCUUUUCCUAUUUGCAAACUCAAAACUUGUCAGAAGCGAAAACUUCCGAAAGUAUUAUCCUACAUUGGCGACUGCACAAGUAUUACUCCUGGCAAAAAUUGCCAAGUUGAAUGUAGAGAAGGGGGUAAAAUUCAUGGCUCAAAAUACAUCACAUGUAUAAAUUACACUAGCUGGAGUGAUUAUCCAAACUGUUCUUGCCCUCCUCCAGACUUAAUUGAUAAUUUUGAAGAAAACACUCACUGUAAUGAUAUCCAAAUUGGUGGAACUUGUCAAUUGAAAUGUAGAAAGCCAUUUUACUUAAUAGGUAAAAGUUACAUCACAUGUCAAAGUGAUACUCGAUGGUCAUCUAUUCCAAAAUGUAAAAGGACACCUUGUCCGAUUCUAAAACUUCCUAAUCAUUUGAAUUUUCUUGAAGAUUGCUCAUCAAAAUAUGUAGGAGAAAAGUGUAAUUUAGAAUGUCGUGAAGGUGGUACUUUAAUAGAACCAAGCUUGUUAGUUUGUACAGGAUCAAAAGAGGCAGUUUCGUGGACAUCUUUGCCAAAAUGUUCUUGUCCACCUCCGUCUUUAGAAAGUAGUUUGAAAACACUUGGAAACUGUAACUUCAAAACUCCGGGUGAAACUUGCUCCUUGGCUUGUACUGGUAAUUCAAUUCUUGAAGGGAAAAAGUAUAUUUCAUGCCAGAAUGAUACAAAAUGGAGCAGACUGCCGAGAUGCCAAAAAAUAUUUUGUUCCAGGCCAAUACUUCCAAAUGAGUUGAUCUUUCAAGAAGAUUGUUCAUCCAAAUCUAUAGGAGAUAAGUGUUUACUUGAAUGCCGCAAAAGAGGUAAAACGAUACCGAGCAACAAGAUUACUUGCCUCACUAUCAAUAAAUGGUCACGUCUUCCAAUAUGUUCGUGUCCAAUUCCUGCUUAUCCGAAUUAUUUGCAACCUUUAGAAGACUGUUCCAUAAAGCGACCAGGAGAAACUUGUACAGUUGCUUGUAAAAGUAAAUUUCAGGUACAGUCCUUCAAGUCUAUAAAAUGUGAUAAAAAAUUAUUUUGGACAGCUUUUCCUUCCUGCAAACCGAAACAUUGUCCUAAGCCAAUACUUCCAAAUUAUAUAUUAUUUGAUGAAGAUUGCAAGGGAAAAAAAUCUGGAGAUAUUUGUAAAUUAUUAUGCAAAAUGGGUGGCAGGUUUGUUGGUGCAAACACAGUUACUUGCUUAAAAAAUUUUAAAUGGACGUUAUUUCCAAAAUGUACUUGUUCUAGACCUAAUUUGAGAGCGAAUUUAAUUACCUCUGAAAAUUGCACGCUUAAAACUGCUGGUGAAAAUUGUUUCUUAAAAUGCCAAAAAAAUCUGAUGCUUGAAGGAAAAACUUUUAUAACAUGCCUGCAGAAUACAGAGUGGACAAGUCAGCCAAAAUGUAAAGAAAGAGUUUGCCCAAAACCAAAUUUACCAAAUCAUUUACUGUUUAAAGAGGACUGUUCUUCUAAAGGGGAAAAUGAAAGAUGUGAGCUAUUGUGCAAGCAUGGUGGUGGAAUAAGGAACAAAAGUUUUAUUGAAUGUAACUCUACAAUGAACUGGUCGAAGUUUCCAACAUGUUCUUGUCCUUUACCUAAAUUAAAUAACGAACUGAAAUUUCGUGAAUUUUGUUUUAAUAAAACUGCAGGUGAAAAAUGCUUUUUGGAAUGCAAAAUCAAGCAGAAAAAUCCAGAGAAAGUUUUUAUUCGGUGUUUAAGAGAAGGAACGUGGACAAAUUUACCAAAGUGUUCUGAAGGAGUCUGUCAGAAACCAAAACUAACAAAUUCGUUGCUUUCUAGAGAAAAUUGUUCCAUAAAGUUGAAGAAUGAAAUUUGUCGGCUUAAGUGCAAAAAAUCGUUUGAGAUUUCGGGCAAGAGCUUCAUUGUAUGCCAAAGUGAUUUCAAAUGGAGUGCGUUGCCUCGAUGCGUUGAGAAACUAUGCCCAAGGAUAAUUCUCAAAGAAGGUGUUUUAGUUUUUAAAGAUAACUGUACAAGAAAAAUUGGCACGACAUGUAAACUGAGCUGUAUUAGUGACUUUAUAUUUAAAGGUAAAAAUAAUGUAACAUGUCUAAUGAAUGCCACUUGGUCACCUCUUCCUAAAUGCGAACCUGUUCCUUUAUGCCCUGAACCAAAUAUUGAAACUCAUGUAUUAAAAUUAAACGAAGAUUGUAGCUAUAAAAGAUAUGGUGAAUCCUGCAGGGUGUCAUGCAGAGAAGGAGGCAUGCUUCAAGGUCUUGACAGAAUUACAUGCCUGAAAAAUGAAACAUGGAGUGCUUUUCCAAAUUGUACUUGUCCAAAGCCCGAUUUGCCAUCAAACUUUAUGAUGUUGGAGAACUGUACAGAUAGAAAGAUAGGAGACAUGUGUAGGAUACGAUGCAAACCAAAUUUUAAAUUUAAAGGUAACCCUUUGAUCAAAUGUAAAAAUAAUACCAGAUGGAGUUUUGCAGCAAUUUGUCUUACAAUAUGCAAGAAACCUAUACUUCCGGAGUAUUUGAUAUUUAAAGAAAACUGCUCCUUUAAAGGCAUCGGUGAUUCUUGUUACUUAAGCUGCAGACAAAACGGUAAAAUUGUAGGAAACUCGCACAUUAAAUGCUUGAAAUAUCGCAAGUGGACCUCAUUCGCUGAUUGCAUGUGUCCACCACCAAUUUUAACAGAUGAAUUGAAAACAGAAGAAAGUUGUUCUGAAAAAAGGAGAGGGGAAACUUGCAAAGUGAUUUGUAAAAAUAAGAACAAAUUAAUAGAUAAAGGAACGUUAUUUUGUUCAAAUAACGCUACGUGGUCAGAAUUGCCUAAGUGCACCUCGAUUCUGUGUGUAAAACCUACUCUGCCUGAUUACUUGACAUCCAAGUUUAAUUGCUCAUCUAAAACUAUUGGAGAAGCUUGUGAAUUACUAUGCAAGGAGAACAGUAUGAUUAUUGGAAAUGAUACUAUUAUAUGUUUAACGGAAUAUAAAUGGAGUGCAUUGCCUGAUUGCACUUGCCCAUCACUACUCUCAACUGAAGAUGUCGAAAUAAAAGAGGACUGUAAAUUUAAGAAACGAGGAGAAACCUGUCAAAUAGGCUGCAAAGGAGAAAGAAAAAUAAUUGGACAAGAUAAAGUAUCGUGCAUGGAUAACAUCAAGUGGUCCGUUUUGCCCACAUGUAUUUCGAUAUGUUUCGAACCCGUACUUCCUAUCUAUUUAAUUUUAAAGGAGAACUGUUCUUCAAAAGCCAUUGGCGAAACUUGUGAGGUUACUUGCAAAGAGAAUAGUAAAUUAGUAGGCAGUGCUGAAAUUAGAUGUUUAGAUCAACUCAAAUGGAGCACAUUCCCUGAUUGUAUGUGUCCACCACCAGUUUUGAAUGCUGAUUUAGAACCUAAAGAAAACUGCACUUUUAGCAAGCGUGGAGAAUAUUGUAGAAUUAAGUGCAAAGAAAAUACUACAUUGAUAGGGGAUGAAACAAUUGUCUGCCUCCAAAAUUCCACGUGGUCCAUACUGCCACAGUGUUCUCCUAUUUGCCCUGAACCUAGACUUCCAGCCUAUUUAAUGAUCAAAGUUAACUGUUCAUCAAAACUUCCCGAUGAAUCAUGUGAAGUUAGCUGCGUGAACGAAGAGAACACUAUAGGAAACACUACGAUUACAUGUUUGAGUAACAGAGAAUGGAGUCCAUUCCCGGAUUGCGCAUGCCCUUCACCCAUUCUUACUGAAAAUUUAAGAACUGACAAGAAUUGCACUUUUAUAAAGCGAGGAGAAAGCUGUAGUGUUAGUUGUAAAGGUGAAAGCAGAUUAGUAGGAGAGGGAUUAAUUACGUGCCUUGAAAACUCUACAUGGUCAGCACUGCCCAAUUGUUCUCUUACUUGCACUGAGCCGACACUUCCAGUCUAUUUGAUUGUCAAAGAUAAUUGUUCCUCGAAAAUCCCUAAGGAAUCAUGUGAGAUAACUUGCAUAGAAAAUGGAACUAUUUUAGGAAAUAAUGUCAUCAGAUGCUUAGGUGGAGAUGAAUGGGAUUCAUUUCCUGAUUGCGCUUGCCCACCCCUAACUUUGCCUACAGGCAUGAAAUCGGAAGGAAACUGCAGUAUCACGAAAAGAGGACAUAAUUGCAAUGUUUCUUGUGAGGGAGGAAGGAGACUGGUUGGGAAAAGAGAAAUAACAUGUCUUGAAAACAUCAGAUGGUCAUCGUUACCAGCCUGCGUUCAAGAAUGACCACUGAAAAGCAAACACUCUUUUUCUUUAAUAUUACUGAGAUCUGUUGUAAAAUAAAUAUACAUGGCGAUUGUGAGUUGACUUGCAAGGUUUAUUAAAAUCGCUCUUUGAAAUGUUCCCUUUAUACUGAGUGGAUUAUUAGAGUUGAGUCAUGGGCAAGAAGAUUACCAGACUGCUCAUGCCAAACCAUAAACAGUGAAAAACGUCUCACACAUAUAUGUAAGGUUGAGAGCAAAAGACAGUUUUGUGAAAUUAGGUGUAAAAGAAAUGGUACAGCAAUUGACUAGUCAUAUACUAUAUGCAUAAUACAGAAAUACUUUUCUACAUUUUGUAGAAAACCUAAACUUGAUUUUGGUUUGGUUUUCGAUUCAAAUUGUGUAGAUAAAACAAUCGGUGACACCUGCCCGGUUGUAUGUCGAAUAAAUGGUAUAACUGCGAAAGAUACAACGAUAAGAUGUUUAAGUAAAGAAGAAUGAACAGAAACUACAGAAUGUUUUUUUGGAAGAAGAUACCUUCCAAUAGAUAUAAAUCAGACAUGAAGACAAUUAUUCUAUAAAUUUCGAAGCAAUACAUUCUUAGAAAAUUACCUAAUCUUUUAAAAAAAAACUUUCGAAAUAAUUGUGAACAAAUCUUCAGACUGCUCUUAAAAUACAUUAUAAAUGAAACUCAGGAAAACGAAAGGAAGAAACCUGAUAAAUUUCACAAAAGGUUAAAGGUUAUGAAACAUCGAACAGUUCUAACUUCAAGCAAAAACUUCAAAACUUUAAGAAUUUACCCCGUUCGUUUCUUCCUCCUUCAGUCUAGA